AUGUCAAUGUCGCUUGUUGACUAUGCUUCCAGCGAUGACGAAGGGGCAGGCUCUUCUACAUCCGCCGGUAUUCCUCAAUUUACCUCUGCCACGAGAGUUGUAGCCGCUCCUGAUGUCUCUUUAGAGGACCCUAUGCAGCUUCGCCAAUCCCUUAUAAAGCAGACUGAUAAACAAAUUACGACGAACAUGACUUAUGAACAGCUUUCUGCGCCCAUCGUUGGGCCAUCGAACCCAUUCAUGUCCGCCGAUAGCGCCUCUAGGAAACGAAAGAACGUACUCACAGGCUACGCAGAGGAGUCUGCGAUCUCUGAAUCAACUUUCCGGACACAACAGCGGACCUUUAUUUCUUUAGGAUAUGCACAGGAUCCUUCAUUAUCGGCAAACGGUAACACCUUUGUUGGUAAUCAGGAUAGUGUCGUGCUGCACGGCGGGAAGGAUGUGGUUCAACUCAGGCCUUCAAGAGAGGAGACAAACGCGAUAAAGAAGAAACGAACAGGAAAGGGGGACCCUUCAGUUAUUGAUGGAGAGAACGCAUAUGUGGGACCAUGGGCAAAAUAUAAUAUGCCGCCAACAACACUUUCAGAAUCAGAGGGGGAGGAGGAGGAGGAAGGAGAGGAAGAAUACGUGGCGCCAGCAUCGAAUCCAAUUAUUGAUAAGGCUGGAAAGGAAUAUUUGGACGUGAAUACUGGUGGAGUAGGAAAGGAGACUACAGAGUUCCAUGGCUCACAACAGUACGAUUAUCAAGGAAGGACUUAUAUGCAUGUACCGCAGGAUCUGGAUGUGGAUCUAGGGAAGGAGCCUGGAAGCUGGACAAAUUACAUACCUAAGAAAUUGGUGCAUACUUGGGUAGGGCACACAAAGCCUAUCACAGCCCUCAGGUUCUUUCCAGGCGCAGGUCACCUCUUGCUAUCUAGUAGUAGUGACGCAAAGGUCAAGAUUUGGGAUGUUUAUCAUGAUCGUGAGUUACUUCGUACCUAUAAUGGUCACUCAAAGGCGGUCACAGACAUAACUUUCAACAACGAUGGUACUCAAUUCCUCACUGCAUCCUAUGAUCGCUACAUGAAGCUCUGGGAUACCGAAACCGGGAAAUGUAUCCAUCGAUACACUACCGGCAAGAUUCCACAUGUUAUCCGAUUUAACCCGGAGCCUAGCCUGCACCAUGAGUUCCUGGCAGGUAUGAGCGACAAAAAGAUCAUUCAAUUUGAUACACGCACAGAAGAGGUUGCCCAAGAAUACGAUCACCAUCUCGGGCCUGUCAACACCAUUACCUUUGUUGACGAGAAUCGCCGUUUCAUCACCACAUCUGACGAUAAAUCCCUUCGUGCUUGGGAAUAUGGCAUUCCGGUACCCAUCAAGUUCAUUGCAGAGCCAUAUAUGUACUCGAUGGUUCGUGCAUCGUUACAUCCUACCGGAAAAUACGUUGCCUAUCAGUCCGGCGACAACCAAGUUGUUGUUUAUGCUGCAACAGAUAAAUUCCGUCAAAACCGAAAGAAGGUAUUCCGUGGUCACAACAACGCCGGUUAUGCCAUCGACGUAGACAUUUCUCCUGACGGCCAGUUCCUGAUGAGUGGUGAUUCUGGUGGGUUUCUGUGCUUCUGGGAUUGGAAGACUUGUAAAAUGUACCAUAAAUUUCAGGCUAGUGAUGGACCAGUCGUGGCAGCACAGUGGCAUCCACAAGAGACCAGUAAGGUGGCAAGUGCGGGGCUGGACAAUGUUAUCAAGUAUUGGGACUAA
Messenger RNA from Morchella sextelata, 1734 nucleotides. RefSeq lists its product as uncharacterized. Gene Ontology annotation, cellular component: catalytic step 2 spliceosome. Gene Ontology annotation, molecular function: protein binding; mRNA binding. NCBI's taxonomy places the organism in Eukaryota, Fungi, Ascomycota, Pezizomycetes, Pezizales, Morchellaceae. The coding region runs from base 1 to 1734 and encodes 577 amino acids. The record is from RefSeq and is a predicted model, not a curated record. Gene Ontology annotation, biological process: mRNA splicing, via spliceosome. The transcript is spliced from 3 exons.